Dissoconium aciculare CBS 342.82 is the source of this 600-nucleotide messenger RNA. RefSeq lists its product as uncharacterized. The transcript has a single exon. Lineage: Eukaryota; Fungi; Ascomycota; Dothideomycetes; Mycosphaerellales; Dissoconiaceae. The coding region runs from base 84 to 461 and encodes 125 amino acids. The record is from RefSeq and is a predicted model, not a curated record.
GACGGGACCAAACAACAAUCUCUGAAAUAUUUCAAUGAACCGCACUUGGUCUGGUAUCGUAUGUGGUCUCAUACUGAUGUCCCAUGCUGAUAAGAAAUCCCGCUGGUUGUCGUUGUCGUUGUCGUGGUCGUCGUUGUCGUUCCUCUGGACGACGACGCGACGUGCGUUCCGUCAUCGUCACCACCUGGGCAGUUGGUUAUUUAUCAUGUAUGAUUAUCAUUACAAGAUUUCUGCGUAUUGGAACCGGCGCAGAGGCCCCUUUUUUCUCUUUCCCUCUCAUCAACUUCUUCUUCUUCUUCUUCUUCUUCUUAGUCAGUCCAGUGUCGGGUGACGACACAUGUCGACUGUCGACUGGGUGGUGGAUCGAGCCGGAAUACAGGUGGGCACGAUGUGGGAUCUUCCUUCAAGCUGUCAACAGAGAUCGGGGACGGUCUACGUCUCGAUGUAUGGAUGUAGACUAGACUAGAUUGAGACGCCUUGUGCUGCGACCAAAAAACAAACGCGCCUGCUCCAUGAUGAUACCUGUGAGGCAAUAGCCUGUCCUCUCUAUCCGCGCUUUGGUGUGUUGGGGGGUAUCAUGUGCGCGGGGGAAUAACAAAA